Sphenostylis stenocarpa is the source of this 1545-nucleotide messenger RNA. The record is from the annotation of a GenBank genome assembly. Lineage: Eukaryota; Viridiplantae; Streptophyta; Magnoliopsida; Fabales; Fabaceae.
AUGAUUGAGAUACUUCAAAAUUUGCAGCUGCUAGCUCCUCUCUUCCUCAUCAUCAUCUUUCCCCUCUUCUUCUUCUUCUUCUCCUCCGCAGGUUUGAAGAAGAAAGAAGCUGAUCCAACAACAAAAAUCGUCACCAUCCCAAAGUCAUACCCACUGAUUGGUUCCUACUUAGCCUUCAAACGCAGCGGCAACCGCCGUAUCCAGUGGCUAUCCGAUAUAGUCCAAAUCUCACCCGCCGCCACGUUCACCCUCCACCACAGUAUAGGCCGCCGCCAAGUCAUCACCGGCAACCCUGCCAACGUGGAGCACAUUCUCAAGACUCACUUCUCCAACUACCAAAAGGGCUAUUCCUUCAUCAGCACCCUCUCAGAUUUCCUCGGCUCGGGAAUCUUCAACGCCGAUGGCAACACUUGGAAGUUCCAAAGGCAAAUCGCAAGCCACGAAUUCAACACCAAGUCUCUACGCAAGUUCGUUGACCACGUGGUGGAUGCCGAACUCGCAGACCGUCUGGUCCCCAUCAUGGCUUCAGCGGCACAACAAGACAAGACCCUCGAUUUCCAAGACAUCCUCCAACGCUUCGCCUUCGACAACAUCUGCAAAAUCGCGUUCGGCUUCGACCCGGAGUACCUGACCCCAUCACAUGAACGGAGCAAGUUCGCGAUGGCGUACGAAGAAGCGACGGAGAUAAGCAGCAAACGGUUCCGCGAAGUGUUUCCCUUGGUGUGGAAAGUGAAGAGGGCGCUUAACAUAGGUUCGGAAAAGCGUUUGCGAAUGGCAGUGAGGGAAGUGCACGACUUCGCUAAGAACAUAGUGAGAGAGAAGAAGAGGGAGCUGAAGGAGAAGGAAUCGCUUGAAUCGGUGGACAUGCUUUCACGGUUCUUGAGUUCGGGGCACUCUGAUGAAGACUUCGUGACGGACAUAGUCAUAAGUUUCAUAUUGGCGGGGAAGGAUACCACGUCAGCAGCGCUGACGUGGUUUUUCUGGCUGCUGUCGAAGAAUCCGCUAGUGGAGAAGGAGAUUGUGAAGGAGAUAACGGAGAAAUCGGAGGUUCCAGUGUUUGAUGAAGUGAAAAAUAUGGUUUACACGCAUGCAGCUUUGUGCGAAAGCAUGAGGCUGUACCCGCCGGUGCCGAUGGACACGAAGGAAGCAGCAGACAACGAUGUUUUGCCGGAUGGGACGGUGGUGAAGAAGGGGACGUUGGUGACGUAUCACGUGUACGCCAUGGGGAGGUUGGAGAGUAUUUGGGGUGAGGAUUGGGCUGAGUUUAAGCCAGAGAGGUGGUUGCAGAAGGUUGAAUCUGGAAAGUGGAAGUUUGUGGGAAAAGAUGCUUUCACUUAUCCUGUGUUUCAAGCGGGUCCCAGAAUGUGUCUGGGGAAAGAAAUGGCUUUUAUGCAGAUGCAGAGUGUAGUGUCUGGGAUUCUGAGGCGGUUCACGGUGGUUCCCACGGUGGCUGAAGGGGUGGAGCCUCACUUCUUUGCCUUCCUCACCUCCAAGAUGGAAGGUGGUUUUCCUGUGAAGAUUAUUGGCAGGGAAACCUCAAAUUAA